UUUUUUUCUCCCGCCAAGAACAAGAAGGCAAGAAGCUAAUCAGCACGUAAACCUAAAUUAUUUUUGGGCCCCAUAAUUUUCACUCCUUCACCCUACACCAAGUUUCCUGUUAAAGUUUGAAUUUUGAAUCCCCUUUUUCGCCUACUACUCGCAUCAUUCCUGUUUCCUGCAUGAUCAUCUGAAACAAAAGUAACCUGCAAAAUUCCGAUACUGACACUUAUUCAAAGUUUUUAGUACUCACUUGGAAGAAAAGGGUUUGUUUUUAAUUUUGGUGGUUGCAGUUUGACAGAAAUGGAGGAUGAAAAAGAUGCAUUCUACGUGGUCAGGAAAGGCGAUAUCAUCGGAAUAUAUACAAGUUUCUCAGAUUGUCAAGCUCAAGCUGGUUUCUCUCCACUAGACCCUUCUAUAUCAGUAUACAAAGGAUAUGGCUUGUCUAAGGAGACAGAAUCGUACCUUUUGUCACGUGGGCUUCAGCAAGCAGGUUUCUCCAUUAGUGCAUGUGACUUGCAGGAUGGACUUUUUGGUUGUCUCUCUAUUUGCCCUUUUCAGGAUGUUGGUGAACCAAGCUGCUCCACCCUGAAUCCUUCAAGAAAAAAUGUCAAGUUAGAGAAUUAUGUAGAAGCUCAAGCCUCUGUUGGUCCUGCUUCUGUUGCUAUUCCAGCUCCUAAUGGGAGGAUCCAGAAGCAGGUUGAUACUGGAUUGAAUGUAUUCCAAGCGAGUCAUCAACAGAAUUCUUGUGAGCUGAAGAACAAUAUAAGGCCCGUUAACCUGGUUCGUCCUGCAUGUGUUCCCGCUGAAUCAAUUUCAUUCUCGCCAAAACUUCAGAAGAAAAUUAGUGACCUGAGGAAUUACCAAGAGCUAGUCCCCUCUACCAGUAAAUCUUGUACAAUUGAAUUUGAUGGAGCUUCAAAAGGAAAUCCUGGACAAGCUGGUGCCGGAGCUGUUAUGCGUGCUGUAGAUGGAGGAAAUGAGGUUUGGCUUUUGCGAGAAGGUGUUGGGGUUGCUUCUAAUAAUGUCGCUGAGUAUCGAGCAGUGAUAUUAGGUCUGAGAACAGCUCUCCAAAAAGGAUUCAAGCAUGUUAAAGUUCGAGGAGACUCUCUGCUGGUUUGCAAUCAGAUCCAGGGUAUAUGGAAAUGCAAACAUGAGAACAUGGCCAAGCUGUGCAAGGAUGCAUUGCUCCUGAAGAAACAGUUUCUGUCGUUUACUAUUGAGCAUGUUCCUAGGGAGUUCAAUUCUGCUGCCGAUGCUCAAGCAAAUCGAGCCAUUAAUCUGAGAGGCGGAGAAUUCGUUGUAGGCGACUUUUAAGGUUGUGAAAGUGGCCACCCAGUUUGUCUACACAAGAGGCAGGAACUAGUAACUCUACGCAAAGCAUAAACAUUGCGUCGUUAAAUCUGUCUACACCACCUAAACGAAGUACAAACAUCACCCCAUGCGAAGAACAUGAGUUCACUCGAGUUAUUCCAGCAGAAUUAAUUCCUAAAGUUUGGUAGAUUUUUGACAGUCUUAAAGAUGCAACAGACUUUUAUAAUAUAUAUGAUGUAGCAUGUGUGUUUGAUACUAGAAUGUCUACCGAGACUCGAGCAAAGGAUGAGACUAUUGUAUUCAAAUACAUUUUGUGUAACAAGCAAGGAGUGAAGGCAGUGGCUGCAUCAAAUCAAAUGUGGUCUAUAAUAUUGUUGCUUAGUAGAUUAAUUGGUCAAGCAAUUUUUUAUCCAUCAAUUUAUAUAAUUUAAUAGUUGUUGUGACUAAGCAUUUUGAAAUGGAAGAAUUGGUGUGAUUGUGAAAUUGCAGAUUUAUAAUUA
Molecule: messenger RNA, 1802 nt
Organism: Beta vulgaris subsp. vulgaris (sugar beet)
Lineage: Eukaryota; Viridiplantae; Streptophyta; Magnoliopsida; Caryophyllales; Amaranthaceae
Exons: 11
Coding region: 292-1305 (337 amino acids)
Molecular function (GO): nucleic acid binding; RNA-DNA hybrid ribonuclease activity
Source: RefSeq, a predicted model, not a curated record